This is a messenger RNA of Petromyzon marinus (sea lamprey), 5464 nucleotides long. Its product is annotated as insulin-like growth factor-binding protein 5. Gene Ontology annotation, cellular component: extracellular region. NCBI's taxonomy places the organism in Eukaryota, Metazoa, Chordata, Hyperoartia, Petromyzontiformes, Petromyzontidae. The record is from RefSeq and is a predicted model, not a curated record. Gene Ontology annotation, molecular function: insulin-like growth factor II binding; insulin-like growth factor I binding. Gene Ontology annotation, biological process: regulation of insulin-like growth factor receptor signaling pathway.
AGUCUAUAAGGAGCAGUUCUUGCAGACUUGCCUGUCAGUUGUGUCGCCCUCACCAUUCCCGUGCGUCUAUCGGAGAGGCCACUGCAAGCAUUGCUGAAUAGCGUUAUCAUUAAGACGAAUAACAGCAGCAGCAGCGGUAGUAGUACGACAGCAUUGUUUUACAAUAGCCCCCAGUAGUCAGCGGGGGGUUAUCUUGUCGAUGCAGAGUUUGUAGAACAGUCAGCAGGGCAAAUUAGUCAACCGUAACUCUCCGUAUAUAAAUGUUAAACAGUAGAAUUACAUCGUAUGACAACCGAACUAUCCAACUUGUGCGCUUUAAUACGAACGCAGAGCUCAGCAAACCCAAAUCAACAUUAAGAAUAAUCUGACCUAAAUAAGCCGACGACGUGCAAAAUAGCCUCAUCAGUAACUGUCACUUAACAAACCAAACAACAACAAAAAUACCCCGCGCGUAAUAAAGCAACACUAUUUAAUACAAAGAGAAGCGGCAAGAGCAGCAGCAGCAGGAGCAGCAGCAGCAGCAGGCAGCAGGCAUCAGCAGGAGCAGGCGGCGUCUGCGUAGCUAAACGAUGCUGCCCAUGGGAGUCCCAAUCUGCUGGACUCGCAUGGCACUGCUAGUCCUGUGCGCCAUGGCCCCGAAUCGAGCUGGCAGCCCCUGGGCUGCUACCGCCGCCGCCGCCGCUGCCGCCGCCGCUGCCGCCGCCGCUGCCACCUCGGCCGGCGGCGGUGGCGGCGGCGGUGGUGGUGGUGGUGGCGGUGGCGGCGGUGGCUCGGGGCUGGUUCACUGCGAACCGUGCGACGAGAAAGCCCUCGCGCAGUGCGACCCGCCGAGGGGCUGCGAACUCGUGCGGGAGCCCGGCUGCGGCUGCUGCAGGACCUGCGCGCUGCUGGACGGGCAGGCGUGCGGCGUGUACACGGAGCGCUGCGGCUCGGGGCUGCAUUGCUCGCCGCGAGCCGGGGAGGAGAGGCCCCUCCAGGCGUUGCUCGAGGGUUCCGGGGUGUGCAGAUCCCGCCAGCACCCCCAUCACCAUCACCACCAGCAGCAGCAGCAGCUGCAGCACUCGCCGCUGCAGUCGAACGCAGACGCUGGCGACGCGAGGGACGAUCCCUCCCCCGCCGGGCAGGCGGAGGAGGCCCCCGCCGGCGAACCCGCGGAUUCCCCCGUCGUCCAACUAGGGCCCAGCCGCCAGCGCCCGGCGCACAGUCACCACCGCUCGAAGAAGGAGCGCUACCGCGUGCUGGCGGAGAACACGGCCAUGAACGUGCACUCGGCCGAGGCGAAGCAGGACACCGAAUACGGCCCGUGCAAAAGAAGGAUGGAAGGCGUUAUCAAGCUGUUUAAAGAAACGACUUUGCUCAACCCCAAAGGCAUCUACAUCCCGAACUGCGACCGCAAGGGCUUUUACAAAAGAAAGCAGUGCAACCCGUCGAAGGGCCGCAAGCGAGGCCUCUGCUGGUGCGUCGACCGCUACGGUGCCCACAUCCCCGGCUCGGAGCACGUGGGCGGCAGCCAGAAAUGUCUGGGCGUCGUCGAGAGGGACUGAAGAGGAGGAGGAGGAGGAGGAGCGAGGAGGAGGAGGAGGUGACGAUGACAACGGCGGUGGUGGCAGUGGUGGCAGUGGUGGUGGUUGUUGUGAAAGUCUUCGGGGGGGCGGGGGACACACACACACACACAAGGACAGUUGUUCAAAUGUCGACAGGAGUAGAGACUGAGGGGGCGGUUUUGGGCGAUUGAGCCUCGAAUUAAAGUAAUGGUUCACCUUCAAACCGGCGCACUCGACCGCACGCGACUUUUGUGUCAGCAAGGUGCAUUUUGGCUUGACUUUUUUUUGACUCUUUUAUUUCCUUGCAGCAGCAUUGCCUUCACCACCCCUCUCCCUUUUGCUGGAGUCGAUCAGCUCGACAUUUGGUGCGUGACAAUUUCGUUAAACCAUCGGUCAGAACGCUCGGUUGACGAGACGCGAUUCUAAACGAAUUGAAGUGAUGUUCGAGGCUCACAAUGGCCGUGUCAGUGCACUGAGCCAGCACUGCUGUGAUAUUUGAUUCGAAUCCGAGAAAACAUCCUGUGAUCAAAAUUAAAGUUUUCUAGUCUCGUGAGGUGAUGGUAAAAGCUGGUCACUGAAGACUGCGCAAAACCCGAUUGUAAAAAUUGUGUUUUUGUUGUCUUGAUUUAGCAUAGCCCAGCAAUGCCUGAUAACACGUUAAAUACAUCAUAAGCUGUCCUUGUGUAAUGGUUAACACGCUGGACAGAGGUCGCCGAUUCAAUCUUCGCGGUGUGGCAGCUUGAAAGUUGUUGUCUUUUAAUCCCCCUGAUCUCUGUCCACCCAGUAGCAUAAACGGGUACACCACGGUUAGUCCAUCAGUAGGUCGGGUGGGGUGGGGUAAAGUGUGGGUACUCUCAUCUCUUCUAGGAGGUGUGGUCAUCGUGGAAGAGUAGGCCAAAAAAACCCUCUAGGGGGGCUCUCAAGAGCUUCCUCAGGUCGAGUACCUUCUACCAGCGUGGGCGUGAGAAAGUAAUUUCAAGGCCUGCACUUCACCAUUUGCUGCAUCAGAUGAUUGAUUCAUUGAUUGCACGUGAAGCAACCCAGCGCAGAGCGCGAAUGAGCGCCAUCUAUGAGUGGAUAAGAGGUGGGGAGGCCAAUCGGAGUGGCACCAGACGAGUUCAUCGGCUGCAUCUCCCAGGGCCUGCACCACGAAAGGAUGCAGUGCUCCCUACUGACUGCAGGAACUCCAGGGGGACGGGUCUUCCUUACUUGCACGACACACUUCUGAUGAGUUACGAUGGUAAAACAUAACGAAACGAAUGUCAGCCUCAAAUGUAGCCACUGACAGACGAGGGCUUUGGAAGAUCAGCAUUUUGGAAGUUGAACGUCUUUAUGAGACGUGGAGAGCGAAGGGUUAGGAGGAGGGGGCCGAGAGCGGCCUUUAAACAAUCCAGUGUAGUUUGCAGAGACGCUAUUUCUUGAGUAAAUCUACAAUGCGUGCCAUAUUUCAGACGCAACCUGUGCCAAGCUAGGUUGCCCUUCUAUCCUCUGCAAUGCAACGGUGGGCAAAUACGCCGAGCGCUGCGAUGAUAUAUUUUGGUGGAUCUCAACGGGCUCCGCGAUCCUCCACUGAGCGAUGAUCGACAGUUGCCGCUGAGGAGUCUAACAAAGAAGUAGCGCCAUCUAUUGGAAUAAAUAUUUUUGGUUUCAUGUCUGUAUUCUUGAGUCGGGUUUGGAGAAUUUUUUUUAUUUUUUCCAUCGGCUGGAACAAUAAUUGUUGUACCCUCGUUAGUGCCGGAUUAAGCUUUGUGCGGGGCCUGUAGCAUGAUGUUAUAAAUGGGCCCUAAAUAAAUAUAAAAACCGCAAAUAUUAAAACACAGAUUUUUCACUUGCAUAUUAAAGUAAUUGUACUUUUUUUUCAUUUGCUAUACAGCCAAAUAAUACGACGAAUCGCUCACCUUAAACACCCAGUCGUUUCUAAAAGUUGGAGGCGGUAUAGUACUAUAGUAAUAGAGCAAGUGCAGAAUCACCUAACCGGAAUUGAUAGCUUGAAAGCAUUUAGCGCGGGGCCCAUGAAAGUGCGGGACCCGUAGCAUAUGUAGCUACUUGUGCUACUAGGAUAAUACGACACUGACCCUCGUGUGAGCAUUUGUUCCGAGUUCCACGACAAAAUAUUUUGCCGUCAACGUAUUGGCCACCGCCGCUGCAAUUCUCGUCACUCCGCAGGUAUCCUUGCGAUUCGGCACUUGCGUUUGUAAAUUACCAACAUGGUUCUAUUUUGACGGUCUAUAUCCACGGUAAGCGUUACCACUGCUGUUUAAACACACAGAGAACGUCACGUAUAGGCUCUACCGCUUUGGGUUGCUGUGGAUAAUCGAUUGCUUUUUUCAAAAGUCAAGUCAAAGUGUCUCUCUGCUCAGUCGAGCAUUGGACAGCGCACAUUUCCAUUGACAGCCCUGAGCUCAUGGUGGCAAUUCCACAUUCCCACGAUACGGGAUAGUCUCUCCACAGGGCAGUCACUGUUGAUUUCCCACACAAAGUGCCAAUCAUUUGAUCGACACGAUAGGAUUCAUGUGAACGAUGGGCUUAGCUAACUCCCAAACCGGAUUUGAACGUGCAACUAUUAAAGAGUGUAAAGUUGAAUGCUUUUAAGCAGAGUGAAUCACGUUUCACCACCACUCCUCCCACCUUGCCGCCAAGUCCUUACAGUCAUUAUCAGACUUUACAACUUUGGCUUAAUGAUAAAUGGGGGGGGGGGGUGCAUUAUAUUAUCAAUAACUAAAGGGGGGCAGGGUGGGAGGGGGGUUAUUGGAGCUAUGGGGCAGAAAGGCUAAGAGUUGGAUAAAAGCAGAGUGUCUGUGUCCGCGGGUGGCAUAAUCGCUGAGAUGGAUCUGACGUGGAUCGGUCACGCAGAGUGCAUAGGUCCGAGAUUAUUAGGAGCGCCUUUUAGCAUUUCACCAUAAUUGCGCAGAAACACUAUUUCUAAGUCGAUCUACAAUAUUAUUAAUGUUAUUAAUUGAUGCAAAAAUAUUUUUUACAAGCCGCUGCUGUUUGAGUAGUGGUGCUGGUUCGAAAGAGGCUUGCAUGAACCUGCACAAUGUGUUUUUUUAUAUUAUAUUUUGACAAUGAUGUGCAAAAUGCGGAUAUAGUAUUUCCACAUUGUUGUAGUGUCUAUAAUAUUGUUUUUUUUUAAAUCGCGGACUCUUUUUUUAUCACGAAUAACCCAAGUUCCACACUCUCCACCUGUCUCAAUCGUUGUACCACAAAGUGCUAUUUUCUGCUGUUGUUGAGUUUUCCAUUGAAGAUAAUUAUUGACGGCUGUGCUAUGGGCAUAGAUGCUUUCGCAUAUAACAGAGGAAGCGUCCCUGCAGUGUUGUGAAUAGCAAGGCAUUAGGCUCCUGUACUCAUCGCCUUGUUUGGCUGGUGACCUUCCUACCAUUUAAGUUGUGGUAAAAGACACGAGCUGAAUUAUGAGGCCUGGAUAAUGCUUCUGUUAACAAAGCGCAAAUAUCUCCAUGCGUAAUUGGCCGUUGGGUGAUGCUCAUCUCCAUCAAGUGGCCCCCGAUCUAGCAGUUGGAAUUGCACGUUACUAUGGCUGGGGCCAGUGCAUCCAUAAAACAAACACUUGUUCGCUUCCCAUAAAGUGCGACUUUUUGUAUCGACCCUCGAGGGACGAUGGAGGGCUGAGUUGACCCAUCGAGUGGAAUGCGAGCUUGUAACCUUCCAAUUGAGUCAACCCAGCUGGGAUAACGUUAUUUAGCCACUGGCUGUAAAACACAGGACGACAGGAGAGAGAGAGAGGUGUUGCGUUAUGAUGUGGAUCGAAUGCCACUGCACGUUAUAGUUUGCAUCUGGUUGCAAACAAUUAAUAAGGCGCAUGUUUUAUUGUGAUGAACACGAUCGUUAUAAUUUUUUGCAUUUUUUUUAACCAAUAUGAACGAUGUAAAAUAUGUCCAAUAAAAACCCGUUUCUCUUUUUGA